This is a messenger RNA of Drosophila takahashii, 658 nucleotides long. Lineage: Eukaryota; Metazoa; Arthropoda; Insecta; Diptera; Drosophilidae. The record is from RefSeq and is a predicted model, not a curated record.
GCCACACUUGGCGGUGUGACCAAAUUCGUGCUCGCUCCGCGAGUCGCCGUAAAAAAACAAUUGCGAAAUUAUACAAGGAAUUAAACGUAAAAUUAACGAAAACAUGUGCAGCGGCCGUUAGAACCGUGCGGCAAUACAACGGGCCAGCCAAAUCGUGCAGCUGAUAUACCACCCACCCAACCACCCCCUUUUUGCACCUGUAAAAAACAGGUGACUAAUGCACUGUUCGCGAAGUUUGUCAGCUGCUGGCGCCGUGGAAACAACAACAACACUAACGUCAUCCACAUCGACAACAACAACUGCUUUCUACAAGGCAGCGACGUCGGCGUCGGCAGCGGCCUCAGUCUGCACAACACCAACAACAAAGUCCAAAACUAAAGCUAUGGCCACCACAACAACAACAACAACGGCGGCAACAAAUGCUAAAGAUGGUAAGUUUUCAAUCCCCUGGCGGAACUCCACUAUCUUAAAUCUACCACACUUUCUGGUAAGCCUUUCGCGUCCAUUGUCAAGGACAAACACGCCCAGAAACAUGAGACUAACGCGCCACAUAAUAGUCGGUCAUAGCCGCCAUAUAGACCAGUCAACAAACCCAUUAGUCUGUCCCAUUUAUAACUCUCCAAAAUGUCGUCUCUCGCAUUAAAAAUAAAAAAAAAGA